CUCGCGCCUUGGCCGGCCCAAGUUAAAAGUUCCAGGCCGGCGCAGUGGGGGGAAGAGUCUCUCUCUCUCUCUCUGGCCGCGGUCGUCGCCUUUGGGUCCCUUGCUGCAAGCGGUCGGGGACUCUGGCCGAGAGGCGGGGCGGCCCUCCUCCUCCUCCUCCCCCCCACCCCUCCACCCAACGGGAGGAGCCUCUUUCGAACCCGGCUCCCGGGAAAUGCCCCGCAGCCAGCUGGAUGCCCUUCCUUAGGAUCGGGAAGGCUUGAGUGCGCGCGUCCGACGCCUGGCCAGCCUGCUCCGGGGAAGGGACGCCGAUGAUGUACACCAUCACCAAGGGCCCGAGCAAGCUAGCCACGCAGAGGAGGACAGGUCCCACGCAGCAGGUGGAGAGCAAACUGGUCGACCUGAAAUGCCGGCGGCAGCAGCAGCAGCAGCAACAGCAGCCGGAGCUGAGCUCGUGGCCUCCUGCAAGCCCCCUUCCCAAGCUUGUGUUCAACAGGGUCAAUGGAAAAAGACCCCCGUUGAUGAUCUCGCCCCCCACAACCACAGAAGAAAACUACACCAUAGCUCACGAAGAAAAUGUCCGGUUUGUGUACGAAGCUUGGCAACAAGUGGAACAGCAGUUGGACAGUCGACAGCAGGGAGAUGGUGGAUCUGGCCCAAUACAGUACACAGAGAAAACACCCAGCCCUGAGUUGAAAGAUUUUGUUCCCAUUGAUCUCGAAGACUGGUGGGCUCAACAGUUCCUGGCCAAAAUCAAGAAUGGCUCUUAAAGAGAAAGGCGGGAGGGGGACGCUUCACAAGAGAAAUGUUCAAUUUCACUCUUAAGAAAACGCAGACGCCUUGGAGUACAGCCAGGACUGGACAAAUAAAGGGGAAAGAGAGAUGUUGGCUGCUCAGCUGGCCUUGGAAAUGCUGAGAGGUUCCACUGCCCCGGAAGAAGCCUGCAGCAAUUGUGGGAAUGCUGGAGUGCCCAGGGAGGGGUGGAUGAAGGGGGCAUUCUUCUCCUCCCUUGGGCCUGGCACCCAGCACCAAGUCCAUUUUGGCCCCGGAGCCUAGACUGUGUUCACAAUAAACACCGCUGGUCCUGCCAGUGGCACAAA
Molecule: messenger RNA, 1100 nt
Organism: Pseudonaja textilis
Lineage: Eukaryota; Metazoa; Chordata; Lepidosauria; Squamata; Elapidae
Gene: MCRIP2
Product: MAPK regulated corepressor interacting protein 2
Source: RefSeq, a predicted model, not a curated record